UCUUUGUAGGUAGUCCGUCCACUUCUAACAUCAAUGAAAGACCAGGUACAGUGGCUAUAAAUGUUAAAAAGGCAUCGGACCGUAAUGAAAUUAAGACUAAAAAAAGUUAUACUAAAGUAAAUAAAAGUGUUAAUAAAACCAAACGGGAAGAACUGAUCAAGCACAUUUUUAACAUGUCACAAAUUCUAAAGUAUUCCAAUGCUACGCCUAUUCGAUGUCACGAUGGGAUACACUACGGAUGCUGUUAUUGUAGUGAUUUAUUUGUUAGUUCUACAGAUCUUAAGAGACAUACUAUAGAUGUGCAUUCGGAUCUAGCUAACACUCGUUUUAUAAAACGAAAGAGCAUGAUGGACUUCUACUUGAAAUUGGAUGUAACUAAUUUGGAAUGUGUCAUUUGUAACACAGCUCUUAAUACAUAUGAAGAAUUAAUGGAACAUCUACAUUCUAAACACGAGAAGAAAUUGCAUUUCGAUAUUAAAAAUCAAAUAUUGCCGUUCAAAUUCGACAGUGAAGCAAUCCGAUGUUGCAUUUGCUUGAUCACGUUCACGAAAUUCAGAGCACUUUUAGAACAUAUGAACAGUCAUUAUAGAAAUUUUGUGUGCGCCAUUUGCGACAAGGGUUAUGUGAACGAGAGACGGCUUUCUUAUCAUAAUCAAAUUCACGAAUCUGGAGAUUUCAGCUGUGAUUUCUGUCCGAAGAAAUUCAACACGUUACAGAAAAAGAAAUCGCAUGAAGGUUAUCAUGUUAAGCCAAGUGGUAGAAACAAGUGUGGAUACUGUAGCUCGACAUUUGUGUGUUACAGACAGAAACUAAAACAUAUAACCGAAGUGCACGGUGUUCACCACGUGAAACUGAAGUGUCUGGCGUGUGAUAGGACAUUUUAUAACAGCAGAUCGUUGAAUGCACACACGAAACGGUAUCAUUUAAUGGAGCGAUCGCGCCAAUGUACAGAGUGUAGCAAGAAGUUUUUCAAUACGUCUGAUUUGACGUACCAUAUGGUGAAACAUACGGGAAUAAAGCGGUUUCAAUGCGACGUGUGCCUGAAAUCGUAUGGUAGGAAGAACACUCUGGUAGAACAUAUGCGAAUACAUAAUAAUGAUCGUAAAUAUAAGUGCGAAUAUUGUACACAGACAUUUGUGCAAAAGUGUAAUUUGAAAGGACAUAUGAGGUCAAAACAUAUUGAAUUCAUAUAGUUUAGUAACUGGUGAUAUACUUAACCAAUUUAAGGGAAUCGUAGUAGUUGAUGUCUAUUUUUGUCGGUUGGCUCGAAAGUGUUGGACCAAAUAACUUAGCAAUCUGUUGUAUAGUUG
Messenger RNA from Achroia grisella, 1310 nucleotides. Its product is annotated as zinc finger protein 62 homolog. The transcript has a single exon. The record is from RefSeq and is a predicted model, not a curated record. Gene Ontology annotation, biological process: regulation of transcription by RNA polymerase II. Gene Ontology annotation, cellular component: nucleus. Bases 174 to 1193 code for a protein of 339 amino acids. NCBI's taxonomy places the organism in Eukaryota, Metazoa, Arthropoda, Insecta, Lepidoptera, Pyralidae. Gene Ontology annotation, molecular function: RNA polymerase II transcription regulatory region sequence-specific DNA binding; DNA-binding transcription factor activity, RNA polymerase II-specific.